UGCCUGAAGUGGUCGCCUCGGUAACGCGCCAUUAGAAUAGUUUCGACAAAACGCUUGAGGAACGUGAUAGCGCCAUAAACCAUAAUAAAUUAGUCUUAGUCGAUCAUGUGCCUUCAGUCAAAAAAAUGCCUUGACGUAAACUUAUUAUACAAUUCUUCUGUAAUUGGAAUUCCAAGUCGAGGCGUUGACUGAUUACUAAUAUGGAAACAUUGAGUGCCUCUACUAUGGAAUUUCGAAAGAAAGUGUAUUUUGAAGGGCCUUCAUCCGAUAUAUGUAAUGAAAAUCUUACACCAUUAAUGACAGCUUGCAUGUAUGGACGCCAAGAACAAGUUCAACUGAUUUUAAAGGAUAGACCAUUAUCUGUUUCUGAGCGAGAUAGUAUGUUCAAGACUGCGUUACAUUAUUGUGCAGAAAAUGACGAAGAAGAUGCGGAAUGUGCCAGGUUGUUAUUAGACACUGAUCCAUCUAUUAUUGAUAUACCAGAUGAUGAUGGACAUACUGCUUUGCAUUUGGCUGUUAUUUCUGGGAAUCUACCUUUGGUUAGAUUAUUAUUGAAGUAUGCCGAUCCUAAUAAAAGAGAUAUUGAAGGUCAUUCUACUGUUCAUUGGGCCACAGUUUGUGCUGAUAUCGAAGCAUUAGAGUUGGUAUUAAGUCAUGGAGGCAGUACUGAUUUAGCUGAUGUUCAUGGCGGUUAUGCUGUUCAUUACGCUGCUCAAAUGUGUGGAACUACAGGAGUCUGUCAAUCUGGUAAUCCUAAGAAUGUUGGUGUUAAAGUUUUGCAACUAUUGUUGUCAUACGGAGCCGACGUUCAUGUCGUUGAUAAACACGGUCGUCAACCGAUAUUAUGGGCCGCAAGCGCUGGAAGUGCGGAUGCAAUCAUAACUUUGGUUAACGGUGGUGCAAAAGUCGAAGCACGCGAUAAAGAUGGUUUAACAGCGUUACAUUGUGCAGCAAGCCGGGGUCAUGUUGAUUGUGUGGAUUCUUUAUUGACUUUGUGUGGAGCUAACGUAGACGUAAUUGAUAGUAACGGAUGUUCACCUUUAUUCUAUGCAGUAACACUCGGACAUGCAGACGCUACUGAAGUGUUAUUAGAACACGGUGCUGAUCCAAAUAGACAAGAUGGAAAGGGAAGGACGCCUCCACAUUGCGGUUCUUUUAAAGGUCAAUUAGAAACGGUUAGGUUAUUACUCGAUCAUGGCGCAAACUUAUGGCUCCGAAAUUCUAAAGGUGGUUAUCCUUUACACGACGCAGUGAGAUCAGGUCGUAAAGAGCUAGUAACUUGGCUUUUAUCAUUACGUCCAGAUUCAGCUAACUACUAUGACGAUGACGGAAAAAGACCUUUGCAUAUUGCUGUACUUAAUAACAACAUUGAAAUGUGUAAGAUUAUACUUGAUAAUGGUGCAUCAGUAAAUGCUAUCAUGAAACUGAAAGGUGAAAAAAUGACACCUCUUGAUGUAGCUUUACGAAAAAACAACGAAAACCUAGCAAAGUUUUUGAAAUUGUAUGGUGGAAAACCUGUUUCAAAAUUGAAUAAAACCUUAUUUAAAGAACAACCUACUUUAGGGUCAAGGACAAAAAGAUUUGACACUCGAAGAAAUUCACAUUCAUCUGAAUCCAUUAAUAGGAUUCAUCGCACAGGUAGCGAUAGGAAGAAAAAAUCAAUUCAAAGAAAAGGGGAUAAUUAUAAAACUAAAAAAGAAUUGAAAAGUCGAAUGGUUCAAGUAUGUAACCAUUUUUCAAUUUUCAAUUACUAAAAAAUUGCAAAAUUAAACCUGACAGAAUGUUUUUGGUGUAAUUGAUACUACAAACUAGAACUGAGCAAAAAAUCCGAAUUAAUUUUUAUUUGGAUUAUAGCGAAAUCAAAUAAUCCAGACCACGAAUUGAAUCCGUUAAUUUGCAAAAUAUUCAUUUUUUAAU
Molecule: messenger RNA, 1917 nt
Organism: Daktulosphaira vitifoliae (grape phylloxera)
Lineage: Eukaryota; Metazoa; Arthropoda; Insecta; Hemiptera; Phylloxeridae
Product: ankyrin-3-like
Exons: 9
Coding region: 201-1754 (517 amino acids)
Molecular function (GO): protein binding
Source: RefSeq, a predicted model, not a curated record